Chlorella variabilis is the source of this 1413-nucleotide messenger RNA. RefSeq lists its product as hypothetical. The record is from RefSeq and is a predicted model, not a curated record. The coding region runs from base 1 to 1413 and encodes 470 amino acids. Gene Ontology annotation, cellular component: Cdc73/Paf1 complex. NCBI's taxonomy places the organism in Eukaryota, Viridiplantae, Chlorophyta, Trebouxiophyceae, Chlorellales, Chlorellaceae. Gene Ontology annotation, biological process: transcription elongation by RNA polymerase II. The transcript is spliced from 9 exons. Gene Ontology annotation, molecular function: RNA polymerase II complex binding; chromatin binding.
AUGGCGGACGGCGACAAGGACAAGAAGGGGCCGGAGAAGCGGGGAGGGCCGGAGUGGAACGUGCGCAUCUCGUCCAACCCCAACCGGCUGCGCCGCGACACCGCCUUCCUCUGCAACAUCCGCUUCAAGAACGACCUGCCAGAGAUCCCCUGCGACCCCAAGCUGCUGCUGCCGCCAUACGAUCGGGACCAGCUGGCCGCCUUCAAGCUGACGGAGCUGGAGAGGGAUCUGAGGAAGGACCUGAUGUUUGAGGACGACCUGGGCAUCCCCAUCCACCCCUGGAACAUAGAGCAGUACAGCGUGCCGGAGGUCGUACCGCCGCUGCACCCAGACGACGCCGCACUGGUGGAGAGCGAUGAGGAGGCGGAACCCAAGAAGGCGCGACUGCGGGGCGACGCCGCCGAGCUCUCCUGGCUGCUGCGUACUAAGUACAUCGCGGCAGAGGCGGGCCUGAAGCGCGGCACAGGCGCCCCCGCCAAGGCCGCGGCGGCCGCGGCGACGGCGGCCGCGGCGGGGGCGGAGAACGAGGACCCCCGCGAGGAGCGCAUUCGCCAGAUCGAGGCGCAGUUUGUGGGGGCCAAGGCGCCGCUGGCGCACGGCAAGGAUCCGUCGGUGGUGCCGCUGGAAGUGAUGCCAGUCUUCCCCGACUCGCUGAUGGAGGGCCGCUCCUGCGUGUUGGCCACCUUUGACAACGAUCCGCUGGCCGACGUUGACGUUGUGGAGCGGAUGCCGGCAGAGCAGCGGGCGCGAGUGCCGCAGGCCAUGCAGCUCAAGUCGUUCAAGCCCGCCACCGGGCCCCAGUUUGUGGCACUGCUGGUGCCCAAGAAGCUGCCAGAGGCUGGCGACGACGAGCUGAGCGCCUCGGGCGGCAUCCCCGGCCCGCAGCUGGCCCGGGAGUAUCAUUGGGUGCGGGAGUACCAGCCCCACCCCCGCCUGGACGAGAAGUCCACCACCUACCUGUUCCGCUUUGCGGGGGACGGCACCGUUCAGUUCCACGACCUCAACACGCGGCUGGAGCUGCGCAAGCGCAAGCGCCAGGCGGCGGCGGGCGAGGAUGACGAGGGCUUCAUGCAGCCGGAGAUGGUGGUGGUGCGGGACCCAGAGACGGGGGACUGGGCGGAGCAGCGGGAGGCGCGGGAGCGGGCGCAAAAUGGCGCUGCCGCCAGCUCGGAAGAGUACGGGCAGCAGCAGCAGCAGGAGCAGCAGGAGCAGCAGCAGCAGGAGGAGGAGGAUGGGGGGGGAGGAGCCGGCGCUGGUGCUGGCGGCGGCGGCAGCGAUGCAGAGAUGGCAGAUGCGGGAGGGGACGGCCAGGGGGGUAGCAGGGAGCGGCAGGGGGAGGAGGAGUAUGGGGGCAGGGCGGAUGCCAACGCCGCGCUACGAGACGUGUUUGGGGAUGAUGACGAUGACAUCUAG